Molecule: messenger RNA, 2856 nt
Organism: Manis pentadactyla (Chinese pangolin)
Lineage: Eukaryota; Metazoa; Chordata; Mammalia; Pholidota; Manidae
Gene: CLDN15
Product: claudin 15
Exons: 5
Coding region: 1836-2540 (234 amino acids)
Biological process (GO): cell adhesion; bicellular tight junction assembly
Cellular component (GO): plasma membrane; bicellular tight junction
Molecular function (GO): structural molecule activity
Source: RefSeq, a predicted model, not a curated record
CUCCCCCAAAGCCAUGUCCUUGGCAUGGUAGGCAGCCAGGGACAUGGCCUCGCACAGCCCUGGAAUCCUGGGAGAAAGCAGUGACCCGAGGCAGGAAGGGCAGAGCUGAGGGGACAGGCCAGGAUUUAUGUCUCCCAUCUCCUCUGACCCACUCAGCUGCCUCUUAGCACGUGGAGUUUUCCACACCAGGGGGCCUCCCACCUAGUUUCCUCCAAAACCUCCACCCUUCCCUCCCUUUGUCUUUCCCCUUUCCUCUCCUUCCUCCUCCCCUGUGCCCCUUAGGGGAGGUGGGGGCUGCUAGGUAUGGUGUGGAGUCAGUGGGUUCUUGGGAGAAGUCAGGAACGCAGGACGUCCAGGUUGUAGCCUCAGAAGGAAGGUUGGGACCAGUCCCCACCCAGCCUGUUUUGCCCCACACCCACCCCGUGCCAGGCUCAGCAUGGGCCUGUCUUGCUUCACCACAUACCUCUCGUUCCACAGGCAAGCCAACCCAGCUCGGGGGGAUCCAGGAGGAGCCUGACACAGGGAGGGGAGAAUGGGGGUUACACUUCAGCUCAGGGAUGACCUGUGUGUAGGAUAGGCCCCUUAGAAACAGCCCCAGCCACGUUCCCCAGAAAAGAACUAGAGCAGUCCCAGCUGCGGCCUUGGGGAAAGAAGUGAGUCCAGUCCACACCAGGACAGGUGCUCAGCCUCAGCUUGGGGUGGGGACCCAGAGAUUUCUAACCUCGUAAUUAAUGGUCUGGUGACAGUUCUGAUAACUGAGCUGCCUAGAUUAGCCACACGUUCUGGGCCUGUGAUUUACUCCACACGGGGCCCCUUGGCAGCAAGAUCAAGCUUGUUGCCGAAAGUCAAAGAUCAACCCAACAAGGGGGGAGACACAAGUUCAGGAAGUUGAAGUUUGAAAGACAGCAACCUGCUGGUGGCCUCACGCGGGCCUGCAGCUCCCAGACACAGGACAGUCACCCAGUAUAGAGCAGUUCACACGUGCGGGGAGCUGUUGACCUGUGGUCACGACAACCUAUGAAGGUGAGUAGUUGUUACAGUUCAACUCUUGAUACAACCUAUGAAGGUGAAUAGUUGUUACAGUUCACAGACGCAGAAACAAGUUCAAGGGCCUCAAACUGCAUGUGCAUGUCACUUUGGUAAACGGUGGGGCCUAGCUUGAAUCCAGGUUGAACUCCAGAGCCAUGGGUUUCUCCCAGAUACCCCGUUCCGUUAGUCAACCCUAACCUUCCGUGGAGACUUAAUGCCCCAACCCCUUGAUCUCUGAGUUUCUUGAAUUAUCAUCAACAUCCAGAGGUGGUGGCUCUGCUCCCUCGGUCUGUCCCCAUUGAAGGCUGCAGUCGGCCUGUCUGUGGUCACUGUGUGUCUCUUGUCUCGCAGUUACCUUGUCUCUCCUUGUCCCUCUUCCAUUCUCUGGGCCCCGAUGAAAGCUGAGUCAGAGACACUUCCCCUUGGCUCCCACUGCCUCUCAUGGGGGCCCCUCCUUGGCAGUAUCCGUUAGUCACUCCCUGUAAGGCCUCUCCCCCAACCCUCGCGGGGCGGGAGCCCAGUGGCUGGGGGAGGAGGUGGACUUUUGGCCGGUUUCGUUUAUUCCCUGCAUCUCCUGUCAACAGCUGCGGAGCACUUCUGGCUCAUUCCUCUGACUGACCUGCAGGGAAGCCGAGAAACCCAGAGAAGAGGCAGAAGACAGACCCCAGCCCCAGGCACCUUGCCUCCCACCCCUCCCUACCUCCUCUCUCCCCGGCCUGCCUCAGCACGCUUCCUUGUCUACAGCCCUCCAAGCUCCUCAGGGGCUCAGCCCCUCCCCAGCUGCCCCUUGGGCCCUGCAUCCCACCAUGUCCAUGGCUGUGGAAACCUUCGGCUUCUUCACGGCAGCCCUGGGGCUGCUGAUGCUGGGGGUAACCCUGCCACACGGCUACUGGCGAGUGUCCACCGUGCAUGGGAGCGUCAUCACCACCAACACCAUCUUCGAGAACCUCUGGUAUAGCUGUGCUACUGACUCCCUCGGAGUCUACAACUGCUGGGAGUUCCCAUCCAUGCUGGCCCUCUCUGGGUACAUCCAGGCCUGCCGGGCGCUCAUGAUCACAGCCAUCCUCCUGGGCUUCCUGGGCCUCUUCCUAGGCAUGGUGGGGUUGCGCUGCACAAACAUCGGGGGCAUGGUGCCCUCCAGGAAAGCCAAGCUGGCAGCCACCGCGGGAGCCCUACACAUAUUGGCUGGUGUCUGCGGGAUGGUGGCCAUCUCCUGGUACGCCUUCAACAUCACCCGGGACUUCUUCGACCCCUUGUAUCCCGGAACCAAGUACGAGCUGGGCCCCUCCCUCUACUUGGGCUGGAGCGCCUCCCUGCUCGCCAUCCUGGGCGGCAUCUGCCUCUGCUCCAACUGCCGUAGCGCUCGCGACGGGAACCCUACCGCCAGUGCCGGUCUUCCCUACAAGGCAGCCCUGCCGUCCGCCGGCUUUCCUGCCCGCCUUCACCCCGCGUCUUCAGAUGAGGAAGGCGACAGCAGCUUUGGAAAGUACGGGAAAAACGCUUACGUAUAAGACGCCUGUGGACCCCAUUCCCUUCCCACUGCCCCCAGUAGAGAGGGGUCCCCCAGCUCCGGGCUGCUGGCACCUACCCCUGCAAGCCGUGCCUAGCUGACUGCACCUCAGGCCACGCCUCCCCGGUCGGAGCCCCGCCUUGGUCACGCCUGCUUCGUCUGUCCAAUAACCUGCCUACUGAGGACUUCCCUGGGAGAUCCUGAGGCCGAUCCCUCUUUGUCUUCUGGCUCUAAGCGGCUGAGCGGGCAGGGCAGGGACUUGCCUGUGUGUUUGUAUUCUAAACGGAUGCAUAAAUAAAUUUGUACUGUGAACUGUU